Messenger RNA from Sodiomyces alkalinus F11, 1397 nucleotides. RefSeq names its product mitochondrial carrier. The transcript is spliced from 4 exons. Gene Ontology annotation, biological process: thiosulfate transport; malate transmembrane transport; succinate transmembrane transport. The record is from RefSeq and is a predicted model, not a curated record. Bases 281 to 1228 code for a protein of 315 amino acids. NCBI's taxonomy places the organism in Eukaryota, Fungi, Ascomycota, Sordariomycetes, Glomerellales, Plectosphaerellaceae. Gene Ontology annotation, molecular function: oxaloacetate transmembrane transporter activity; sulfate transmembrane transporter activity; thiosulfate transmembrane transporter activity.
CAUGCUUCUUAUCCGUUUCAAUUCUCGAGACGUCACACUGCUAAAUAACGACACCGAUCGCGUGCGACUCCCACGGGGCUUUUCUCUCACACCUUGCCUUUUCUGCUCCGAAGUCGGAUCUCUUGAUCAGACCGACCUGGCAUGGACAUCUUUAUCGCGACGCAACUCGACCGCCUCCCUGUCCAAUUCGCUGGUCGUCAAUAAUCGUGGCUGCGCAUGGAGUCUGCCAAGAUAGCCCCCAUCAUCCCCCAGAAGUCGGUCGAAUUUGUCGCAGGUCAAAAUGGCUGGCCAGGAAAGCAAAAAGGCCACGGCUGUGGCGGCCAAGAGCCCUGCUAUUCACUAUCCCUUCUGGUUCGGCGGCACCGCUAGCAGUAUGGCCGCCUGUGUUACCCAUCCCCUCGACCUAUUGAUAGUCCGCCUCCAAGUCCGCCGACCCGAUGCCCCGAAAAACAUGAGCAAGACUUUCCUCCACAUCAUCCGAAGUGACGGCCCGCUUGCCCUCUACGCCGGCCUCUCCGCUUCCCUCCUCCGCCAACUGACCUACUCCACCGUCCGAUUCGGCGUCUACGAAGAGCUCAAAGCUCGCGCGACCAAACGCCUCGCCGACAAGGGGAAAAGCAAGCAACAACCGUCCUUCCCUGUCCUCGUGGCCAUCGCCUCCUUCUCGGGCUUCAUCGGCGGCAUAGCCGGCAACCCGGCCGACGUCCUCAACGUGCGCAUGCAGCAGGACGCGGCCCUACCGCCGCACGAGCGCCGCGGCUACCGCCACGCCUUCGACGGCCUCGUCCGCAUGGCCCGCGAGGAAGGCAUCCGGAGCUGGUUCCGCGGCGCCCUGCCCAACAGCACCCGCGCCGUCGCCAUGACCGCCUCCCAGCUCGCCUCGUACGACACCGUCAAGGGCCUGCUCCUCCGCAACACCCCCAUGCGCGACAACCUCACCACCCACUUCACCGCCUCCGUUCUCGCCGGCGUCAUGGCCGCCACCGUCACCAGCCCCGUCGACGUCAUCAAGACGCGCAUCAUGACCGUCUCUUCCUCCGACGGUCUCCUCCCCACCCUUCGCACCAUUUAUGCCAAUGAAGGCUGGCGAUGGAUGUUCAAGGGCUGGGUGCCCAGCUUCCUGAGGCUCGGACCGCAAACUGUUUGUACAUUCGUCUUUUUAGAGAUGCACCGCAAGGCAUAUAGAAAGAUCCGCGGCAUAGAGAAUCCCGUUCCACAGGCGUUGUAACAGGAGCAGCAUCAAGACGGUUCAAAGCCUGGUUGUAGGCCGCCUAGGCCUAUCAAUGCAUAGAUAGCAUGGCCAUGGAUGUUAUAGACGAGCCAGCAUCGGUACGAGGCGUUAAUGGGCAUUUCACUUCUGUUCGGCCGGCCUUCUCUUUUUCUCUUCUUUUCUCUCC